CCAUUCCUAUCUACUAUAUCUUCUGUUGGGACAUAUCUCUCCAUCGGCUGAUCAGAUAGAUGCGGUAUAUCGUUUUUGUCUAGCGGUCAGCGCGUCGACGUUUGCUCUUUCCUUCCACCAAACCCAUGAACUUCCUACCGGCAUGUUGACCAACAUCUUCACGCCAUUCUCAACAACUUCCAACACGCAUCGACUUCGAGUCAUCGGGAGCCCAGGAAUGGACGCUACCGGGCUACAAAAACUAAGAAGCUUUCAAAAGCACUCUACACGAUAAGUCCCGAAACAAUGUCUAACUGCUCCUCAUAAACUUCUCAAAGGCAUAGACUUCGAGUCAUCUGGAGCCCAAAAUAGACCCCGACCCCAACGAAUGCUAGCAUACAUUGAAUCCACAAAGCAUAUAUCAACCACUGUGUUGAAUAUGGUCCCUGCCUACAUCACUGUAGGAUCGUUAUGGGAUGGUGGUAUUGAUAUGGAAAAGCCAAGUACAGAAAAUCUGUGCUUCUGGGGGAAACACAUUCUAACUGCUUCAUCAUCCAAUAGAGGCACUCCCAGCACACUGCUCGGCUCCCACAUAUACCAUAACCGGCAAGAGAACGUGGAGGUUAUCGCGGAAGAACACUCAAACAUUGUAUCUCCCAAGCCAAACCUCAAAAUCCAGACACCAAAAGCUGUUUCCACGUACAAGAAAGGAAGAAGGAAGCAGCUUCGGGGGUCUCAAGCAUCAUACAGUUUGAGUACUGUCAUUAGAGAGUCAAGAUCUUCUCUCUUUCUCUGGUUGAUCCUGACCGCGACCUCUGGUGAACUGGACCUUACAGUCCUAGUCAAACUAGCCGAACUUCUCUAA
Messenger RNA from Aspergillus neoniger CBS 115656, 844 nucleotides. RefSeq lists its product as uncharacterized. The record is from RefSeq and is a predicted model, not a curated record. Lineage: Eukaryota; Fungi; Ascomycota; Eurotiomycetes; Eurotiales; Aspergillaceae. The transcript has 3 exons. Bases 368 to 844 code for a protein of 158 amino acids.